CCUCUUUUUUCCUCUUCUUCGCGGCGGUGGGUCGGAGCCGCUGUGUCCCCGGUCUGGCACGUUCCUAGCUAAAUUCUCCACGGUGUAAAAUUGGAUCCCCCUUUUUCUCAAAACAAAAAAUUAUCCCCUCUUCAGUUCCCCAAACCGCCAUCAGGUUUCCGCUUAAAUCACAUCUCUAAAUCUCCAACAAUAUCUGAAGAUGGCGGUGGUAAGCGGGAUGUCGGGGUCGGCUGUAGCCCGGCUGGAGGGCCGAGAAUUCGAGUACCUGAUGAAGAAAAGGUCGGUGACUAUCGGUCGGAACUCCUCGCAGGGGUCUGUGGACGUGAGCAUGGGACACUCCAGCUUCAUCUCCCGGCGGCACCUCGAGAUCUUCACGGCCGGCGAGGAUGGCACCGGCACGGGGGACUUCUACCUCCGGUGCCUGGGAAAAAACGGGGUGUUUGUUGAUGGGGUGUUCCAGAGAAGAGGGGCUCCACCUCUCCAGCUUCCCCGAAUGUGUUGUUUCCGGUUCCCCAGCACAAGUAUUAAAAUCACGUUCACAGCCCUGUCCAAUGACAAGAAGGAGCAAAGGAACGUGCCGGAAUCACCGGUCAAGCCCGUCCAGCCCCAAAUUUCCCCCCUGACCAUCAACAUUCCUGACAACAUCGCCCACCUCAUGAGCCCACUGCCUUCACCCACCGGCACCAUCAGUGCGGCAAACUCCUGUCCAUCAAGUCCCCGGGGGGCGGGACUUUCCAGUUACCGAACAGGCCGGGUUCUCGCCUCUGACCUGAUUGGAGACAACUCCCAAUCAGAAAACGACAAAGAAGCCUCAGGUGAAGACAGCCCAAAGGAUGACUCCAAACCUCCGUAUUCGUACGCACAACUAAUAGUCCAAGCGAUUACCAUGGCCCCUGACAAACAGCUGACUCUGAACGGAAUAUACACCCACAUCACCAAGAACUACCCCUACUACAGAACAGCUGAUAAAGGCUGGCAGAACUCGAUCCGUCACAACCUCUCCCUGAACCGGUACUUCAUCAAAGUGGCGCGCUCUCAGGAGGAGCCGGGGAAAGGAUCGUUCUGGAGGAUCGACCCGGCGUCUGAGGGCAAGCUAAUCGAACAAGCCUUCAGGAAGCGCCGGCCCAGAGGAGUGCCCUGCUUCAGGACUCCUAUGGGACCGCUCUCCUCCAGGAGUGCUCCAGCCUCUCCCAGCCACACAGGGGUGCUGUCUGCCCACUCCAGUGGAGUCCAGACCCCAGACAGCCUGUCCAGGGAGGGCUCCCCAGUCCCCAUGGAGCCAGAACCCACCCCGCCCCCAGCCCCCACCCAGACCGCUACAGUCCAGCCCAAACUCGCCGUCAUUCAAGAGGCGCGCUUUGCACAGAACUCCCCCGGCUCCCCCCUCAACAACCAGCCGGUCCUGAUCGCCGUGCAGCGCCAGGUGCCUCAAACGACCAUGAAGCCUGUGACCUACACCAUGGCCACGCCGGCCAUUGUUACAUCGUCUAACUCCGCCCCCGUCAUGCAGACCGUGCAUGUUGUCCACCAGAUCCCCGCUGUCACCAUGGCAUCUGUUGCUGGACAGACUGCUGCUACAGUGAGCCCCGAACCUCAGGAGAACGGAGGAGGAGAUCACAAAGAGGUCAAAGUCAAAGUGGAGCCGGUCCCCUCCAUCACAGCCUCGUCUAUAGGUGGAGUCAGUCGUAUCAUUCAGAGCUCUCAGGGCGCUCCUCUGACCACAGUGACCAUCGUGCAACAAGCUCCACUUGGACAGCACCAGCUCCCCAUAAAGGCCAUCACACAGAACGGGACCCACCUGGUCCCCAUCAGUACUGCUGCGAGCACAGCAGUUGCAAACCCUCUUCACCUCCUGGCAGCCCACGCCUCGGCCUCGGCGUCGCUCCCCACCAAGAGGCAGAACGGCGAACUGCAGGAGCAGCCCGAGUUGAAGAGGAUGAAAACAAACGAAGGAGAGGAGGGUGGAGCAGCCGCUACCCACAACAACACCACCAAGAAGAACGGAACAAUGGAAACAGCCGGAGAAGGAGGGGUCAGUGAACACAUCGAAGACAAGUAGCCUGACCCCUGCUCUCCUGUACUCAAUGAGCCUCACCCUUUCCUCACUUUGUCACCCAUCCUCCUCCUCUUCUUCCUCCUUCAUCAUCUCACCUGGUCAUCAUCAACUCCAAGGUGCCAAACAGAGAAGAGACACAGAAACACCUGCAGGACUCCAGAAUGUUCAAACCCCUGAAAUCCUCUUCCAUUUAUUUAAGACCACGAAACUCGAUGCAAAAACUAGAGACCAAACUGAAACCGGAGGCGAUCAAAAGAUGACUGUGAAGUUUGAGACCCAGACGGCAAGAAGAAGCACAGGAAGAAAAAAACUAAAACCCAGAUAAAAAGAGACUUAUCAGACGAGUGAGUGGUCCUGUAAUUCCCCAAAGACGAGAAGGAGCCUCAUCCUGGUAGCAUUAAAGCGCUUAAACUGUGUCGGGUAGAAGAAGUAAAUCAGCAGUAGUGUGUUCUGCAAAGGGAAGUGUGUGUCUGUGGACAUUCCCAUCUUCGGCAGCUAGCCUCCGUGUCGACCUACCUAACCCCGUCGUGAGUAGAAAUGCAGUAUUCCGUUGUACAAGUGAUCUUUUUUCAGUGUUUCCCGACACAGAAACUAUCUAGUAAUAAUUAAAAAGCUAUAAGUGGGGUCUUUGAGAACAUUUAAACAUCACAACGCGAUCUUUUGGGAAUCCUUUUUCCGUUGUUUUUGUAUGUGGACUAAAGUGAAAUGAAUGUAGUCUCCUCUUUGUUCCUUUGAAAGAAAACACUAUCUAUGGAGUGGACGUUCUGUUUUCUGCUCAGUCAUGCAAAAUGAAAUUUCUUUAUCACUGUAUCAACAUGGACAGAUUUUUCAUAUUUUACAAAUAUCCUAUGAGAUAAAGUAUAUUCCCAUGCGUAUUUGACCAUAUGCUUCAUCCAGCUUGCAUGUUACGGAUCUAGAGACAAUGUACUUGAGCAGAUUAUCUGAAUAUGGAACUGAAGAAACUUUAGACUGAAUCUACGCUAUAUGAUUCUGACCAGUGCUGCACUUAACCCUCUUAGUUGUUCUUCUGUUCUCCGUUUUGUACUCUGAUUUCCAUCAUGGGCCGUGUUUGUUACUUUGUGUUGGAGUUGGCAGAAGUCUCUUUGCUUGAUUCUUUUAAAUAUUCUGUUCAGGCUACUAAAACAGUCCAAUCAGACUGUAUUCUAUGUUACGCGAGGAAAAAACAAGUGAUAGGUGUUUGUUCUGCUUCAGUGGGUAAAUGCUUUUUUUUAUAAAUUUAUUUAAAACACAUACACACAUUGUAUUUCUUUGAGUAAAAGCCUUCUCUGCUGGGCAAACACAAACUCUA
Notolabrus celidotus (New Zealand spotty) is the source of this 3365-nucleotide messenger RNA. RefSeq names its product forkhead box K2 (gene foxk2). Lineage: Eukaryota; Metazoa; Chordata; Actinopteri; Labriformes; Labridae. Gene Ontology annotation, molecular function: protein binding; DNA-binding transcription factor activity, RNA polymerase II-specific; RNA polymerase II cis-regulatory region sequence-specific DNA binding. Gene Ontology annotation, biological process: regulation of transcription by RNA polymerase II. The coding region runs from base 200 to 2059 and encodes 619 amino acids. The record is from RefSeq and is a predicted model, not a curated record. The transcript is spliced from 9 exons.